This is a messenger RNA of Cryptomeria japonica (Japanese cedar), 1859 nucleotides long. Its product is annotated as protein NODULATION SIGNALING PATHWAY 2. Gene Ontology annotation, molecular function: sequence-specific DNA binding; DNA-binding transcription factor activity. Lineage: Eukaryota; Viridiplantae; Streptophyta; Pinopsida; Cupressales; Cupressaceae. The record is from RefSeq and is a predicted model, not a curated record. Gene Ontology annotation, biological process: regulation of DNA-templated transcription. The transcript is spliced from 2 exons. The coding region runs from base 1 to 1746 and encodes 581 amino acids. Gene Ontology annotation, cellular component: nucleus.
AUGCUAUUCUUGAGUCUUUCCAUGCUCAAGCAGAGAUUGUUGAGACUGUCCAUGGCAGAGGUGGGUAUAUACAGUUUUUCUCAGGAAGAAGACUGGGAUGACAUAUUCAACAAUCCUCCGACCAUUUGUACCCCGAAAAAUGCAGAACUUGACAUGGAUUUGGCUUCAUCUGAAUGGUUAGUCAAUGAGCAUCACACACACCAGUUUAGUAUUUCUUCCUCACCCUUCACAGCCAAUUUGCAUGCCAUUGAAGAAUACUUGAUGGAUUCCCACCUCCACGAUCAUCAUGAUAUUGAUAAUCAUAAUGUGGGAAUGGAAGAAGAUGAUCAUGAUCAGCAGACAGGAAGCCAGCUUGAGCUUGAUGAUGAUAUCUUGGGUUCUAUUGAAAUGCCUCAAGAUUUGGACAUGAUGGACUGUUUUACAGAUCAGGGUCCUCAAGAAUUCAUGGUUUUGAAUGAUGAUUCCAUACAAAGCGAUAGUAUCACAAAUACCAAUAUCAGUAGUAGUAGAUCGGUUGGAACCACGAUUAAAGAAUCUUCCUCUGUUGAUAAUGGUGGCUCGCAAGAAGGAAAAGAGUUGAACGAGAAUGACUACAAAGGCCUGAGGCUUCUGCACCUACUAACAGCAUGCGCAGAAGCCAUAUCCCAGGAAUCUCAAGACCUUGCAGAAGUAAUUCUACUAAAACUAAGCAAGCUAGUAUCUGCAACAGGCUCCACCAUGGAAAGAGUAGCCUACUAUUUAUUCCACACCCUGCACUCCAAAAUCGAAAAAAAACCCAAUUUCAGCGACCCAACAGCCGCCAAAGCAGAACAAUUUUUGGGAGCCCUGAAGCUGCUGCACCAAGUUUACCCAUACAUCAGAGUAGCCCAUUUCACAGCCAACCAGUGCAUUCUGGAGGCUCUAGCGGCAGGAGCCUCUAAUAUGACCGACUGCCCAUGUCUGCACAUAAUCGACUUCGACAUAAUGGAAGGCAUUCAAUGGCCACCGCUCAUGGAGGCCCUCAAGAACGCCGAUUACGCGAUCGGUCACAUGAAAAUCACUGCAAUCAAGUGGGAAAACGAAGAACACCGCAGCAACUCAUUGCUGUACUCAACGGGAAAACAGACUGGAAAAAGACUGGCAGAGUAUGCUAAAUCUCUGGGCAUUCCAUUUUCUUUCGAAGAAAAAGAGUUGCAGGAUUUGAAGGAGAUUUCUAUUUCCUGUGACGACAUUGUAGCAGCAAAUUGCAUGUGGGGGCUGCCGCACAUGAUCGUGAGAGCAAAGUUGCAUGUGUGGGAAUUCAUGGAGACAGUGGGUCACAUCAAUGUGGAUAUUUUGACAGUCGCCAUGGGACCCCAGGGAGUCGAUGGUGGAUCCCCCGGCGACUUCGUGGACCGAUUUUCUAGUUGUUUGAAGAAUUUGUGCGCGGUUUUUGAUUCGCUAGAGGCAGGGCUGCCAGAACAUGGUCUUGCUAGGGCUAUUGUGGAGAGGAUCUUUUUUGGGCCCAAGAUGUGCAGAUUUCUGGUGGGUCACUAUGAGGAGUGCAAGCAAGAUUUCGUUUUGCCCAAUGUGGGUGAUAUUCCAGUGAAAUGUGGAUUUGUUCAGGGUGUUAUGAGCAAGGAGAGUGUUAUGCAUGCAGAGUAUGUUGUUUCUUGUUGCAGUGAGGGAGGGAGAUUUUAUGGGCUGGAGUUGGUGGGUGAUAAUCAGCUGGUUCUCAAAUGGGGAUCAACUCCAUUGCUAUGGGUUUCUACUUGGGACUCACCUUGAUAAUUUUUUUCUUUUGAAUGUAUGACUCUUGGUGUCUCAAAUUCUCUUUUUUCGUCUUAAUUCAUGACAAAGGAUCAUAGAAUUUGAUAAAAAAUGUAGAAGAAUUAAGAAAU